Messenger RNA from Paramecium pentaurelia, 636 nucleotides. NCBI's taxonomy places the organism in Eukaryota, Ciliophora, Oligohymenophorea, Peniculida, Parameciidae. The record is from the annotation of a GenBank genome assembly.
AUGGUCAUUAAAAGGCAUUCUAAAUAAAAAUUAAACAGAUAAUAGUAUUCUUUCUAUUUGGAAUAAGAAAACUGUGAAUAAAUCAUAUAAUUAGAUAAUAACUCUUCUAAAUCUAUAGUAUUCAGACUAGAAGCUCGAAUGUCACCUUGGUUGUUUCGAAUAGAUGUGUUUGUUAAACAGGUUUUUAUUUUAAUAAAUCUACUUUAAAAUGUGAAGGUUUUUAGUUUAAAUUACAAUAUAUGCAAUUUUACUCAUCGAUAGCGGAACUUUUCUAUUUAUGAAAAUUAUUCUCUAGAUUUUUUUGACUAUUUACAGAUUAGCAGAGAAAUGGAGUAUUUAAUUGUUAUUAUCAAUUUACUAAUACAUAUACUUUGUUAUCGGGAAUUUAUUCUUUAAUUGAAGAUUUUAUAAAUUAUCAACAUAAAUCUAUUUAAAUAAAAGACCAUUAAAUAAUCAAUAUUUAAAUUUCUCCCAUUUAUUUAUUUCACUCUUUUUAUUUUAUAUCAUUUUGGAACCAAUAAUGAUGUUCUUAAGAAUAAUUAUUUUGAAUCAUAUCACUUUAUAAAUGAGAAAUUAUGCUAAUAAUCCAUUGUAUUGCAUUGUGUACUUUUUUGUUGGCCAUCAAAAAUUAGUUGA